AUCUUUUAAGGCUGAAAAUAACCGUGUUUGUCUAUAUAUAUAUAUUUCAAUUAGAUAUAGAUAGAACAUAGUUGAAAUAAAUGGACCAUGCACAUAUGCCUUUUAGAGCAAGAAGUCGAAAUCAAAAUCUAAUGGUUAGAAUCUCUUUCAAAAAUUCCAACGUCAAAUGUGAAAAAUUAAAAUAAAACAAAAUAUCCAAAUUGAAAUAGGAAAAUCGUAUUGGAAUAGGAAAAAAAAAUGUAUACGACUCUGUCUCUUCUCCCUCUAUAUAUACAUAUACGAACACAUAGAUUUCCGAUGAAUAAAGCUCUUGCAUUCUGCAUAAAUAAGCUAUUACUUACAUACAAUGGAAUCUCGUUGCAAGUACAAACUCCAUAUAUGGCAGGAGGACGCAGGUGAUUCAUUACCAGAAGACCAUGGUAUGAUCCAAAACGACCAAAACCUUUAUAUCAACAUGAGAAUCUGUUUUGUUCUUCUUGACCUUAACCAACCUAAACCCUUAACCUUUCUUGUCAAAACUUUCCACCAAAAACUGUUUCACAACUCCUCUUAUCUUCCCUCAGGUGACCGAGUCUCUGAAAGCUGCCAGCGCAAAACCAUCCGCCGAAUUGUGCGUUUUGUGAAACCCUUUCUCAGUCAGGAGGGCUCUAAUAUCUCGAGUAAUAGUAACCAGAAUUUGCUUAUGAUUGGGGCUGGAUUUGGGGUAAUGAGCGAUGAUGAGUAUACUUGUAAUUACAUUGUGCCAGCAAGUAAAGCUUCGGUUGAUGCAUUAGAGAGGGUGAAGGUUGAAGAUAACGGGGAUUCUGUUGAUCAGUUACGCUGUGCUAUAUGUCUUGAAGAGCUUGAAAUGGGUGGAAAGGAGGUUAAUUGCAUGCCCUAUAAGCAUGUCUUUCAUGGAGAUUGUAUUGCUCAAUGGCUAGAGAAGAGUCACUCGUGUCCUCUCUGCAGAUUUCCCAUGCCAGUUGAUGGGCAUCCUACUCGGUUGGAGAGCUCAAGAUCAAUAGUAAUAGAUUUGUGUUUAAUGUUCUUUUACUUGGCAUUUUCUUGUUUUUAAGUUUGAGAGGUAGGUGAAAUAUGGUUAAUGGGUUUCUAUUUCUUGCAUUA
This is a messenger RNA of Ricinus communis (castor bean), 1104 nucleotides long. RefSeq names its product probable E3 ubiquitin-protein ligase RHC2A. The transcript has a single exon. Gene Ontology annotation, molecular function: ubiquitin protein ligase activity. The record is from RefSeq and is a predicted model, not a curated record. Bases 347 to 1054 code for a protein of 235 amino acids. Gene Ontology annotation, biological process: protein ubiquitination. NCBI's taxonomy places the organism in Eukaryota, Viridiplantae, Streptophyta, Magnoliopsida, Malpighiales, Euphorbiaceae. Gene Ontology annotation, cellular component: cytoplasm.